Molecule: messenger RNA, 18509 nt
Organism: Porites lobata
Lineage: Eukaryota; Metazoa; Cnidaria; Anthozoa; Scleractinia; Poritidae
Source: the annotation of a GenBank genome assembly
AAAUGAUUUGUUGUCAAUAUGGCGGCUGUUGCUACGAAAGCCCAGUGGAUGUUUUCGGUGUGAUAUCUUUCGUAUUUCUUCAUAUUUUUAAGUUGAAAAGAGUUUUUUCUUGAGUGGAAGACACCUGCGUUAUGAGUAACAAGCUUUCCAGCAAGCCGUCUAAGAAGGACAGGCCAAGAUCUACUGGUAAGAUUAUCUUUACACCGCAGAGCUUGCGUUGGCGAUUGCUACUCCGGUCAGUUCUCAGUUCUGAAGUUAAAAUUUCGUGUGAUAAAUUCAAACUACGACUUAAAUCAGAUUUAUCGAGGAUUUAUUUACUGAAAAAGAAACCCAAUUAGAGCUGCUAUUGUUAAAAGAAUAUUAUUAUAACUUUUUGCAGGCCUUGGGCAACCCUCAUAAUUAUUAUGUAUAAUUUAUUAUAUUGAAUUCAUGUAUAAUUAUUAUACUGAAGUAGUUCUUAAGUUGAACAUGUUAAAGCAGGCUGAAUACAUUUUAAAAACGGUCUGGCUGUGUUCUAGAUAAGAGUGCAAAGACGAAAAAGAGAGAUGGUGGCACCCCAGAUAAGAUGGGCUCACCAGUUGGAUCAGCUGUGCAUAUUCAGGAUGAAGUGUGUACAGGACCAUCUGUUGGAAAAGUUAUCAGUGGUGAUGACAUCGAUUCUCUUGCAAUCAAUUUAGAUGAGCUGAAAAAAGUAAGUGCAUGCAGUCCUCUGGACUCAGAGUUGUACUUAAUUAAAAAAAGACUAAAACUAAUGAUGCCCAUACAAAAAGAGAUGCGUGAUCAGUAAAUCUAAACCCCCAGAGCAGACUUCCAACACCAUUGGAUUCAGGCAGUUUAUUUAAGCAAUAGACCACACUUUCUAUGGGUUUACCAGUGUGAUAACCCAUGCGGGAUGUUGGGAGAACACGAGAACGAGUGAUUUACAAGCUUUUCGAGCCAAUCAGAACGUGGGUACUAUCUUACUUAUUUUAUAAUAAUAGUUAUCUUAAUCAUACAGAUGAUGAAUUAUAAUUUACCCUAACGUACAUUUAAUAUUAAUAAUAGCUAAGGCCCAUCGAAAGAGUAAAUCAGAAAAUCAUAACUGCCUGUGGAGUAGGUGGGUUGGGAAAGAAAACUGACAAACAGCUUAUGUAUUAUAAAAUGCUGCUUGUUUGCUAACAGUGUAAAAUUCUAUAUGGCUAACAUAUAUAUCCUAACUGCUGUCAUUGUGGCUAUUUAUGCCCUUCCCACCACAAGAAAAGGUUGUGGUUGCUGUCUUUCAACGUGGGCCGUUCCAUUCAAAGGUCUAGAUUUAUGUUAAUCUAAAGCUGUAUAUUAAUAUCCACUCAAAAAUUAUUGUUACAAUUAACAAAUGAAUGAAGCUAACUCUCGUGUCUGUGAAGAAGUAUGCAGAUCAAAAAGGAUGUUGAUCUGCAUAAUUCUUCUUACCAUACUCAGUCACAUUCAAUAAUAAUGUUUUAUUCACAAUGUUUCUAAGUUCUUAAAGUGUCCAUCAUCUAAAUUUUUUUAUUUUCUUAACUGAAACUAUGCCUGUCCUUAUUAAAAUAACUUCCGUGAAAAAAUUUUGCGAUUUGAACAAAACGCGAUUUUUUUUACCAAUUUUUGAAGUCUACAUUUUUGAGGUACACCUGUGCCGCUGAUCACGUAAACUAGCAGGGUCACAUAUAAUGUCAUGUGACGUAAAUUAAGGAACUUGCAUUACCUUGCCUUCACCAGCUGUACACAGAAAAGGUCAAUUACAAGUAAGGAUUGAAUCACAAUGUCUUCGCAAGAAGAAAGUUUUUCUGAAACAGAAAAACCUACCAGAACUCUUAAUGUUUUCCCGUCGAUAAAGUCACGUGUUCCUUAAAGUACGUCAUGUGACGUCAUACUCUGGGAGAAGAUUAAGACAAAUGGUGUGCCAAAAUGGCGGCAAAUUUGAAUGUUUUUAAAAAAUUCGAAAAAAAAUCAUCUUUGGUUCAAAUCGCAAAAUUUUUUUGCAGAAGUUAUUUUAAUAAGGUGUAGUUUCAGAUAAGGAAAUAAAAAAUUUUAGGUGAUUGGCACUUUAAUAUUGCAAGUAUUAGAAGAUGUAUUUAUGGUUUCCAAUGUAUUUUUUUGUGCUGUGGUUAUUGUGUGACAGUCAAAAUGAUCUAUUAUGGUAAGUACCGAGUGGUUAUGAGGAAUAUUAAGCCAGGGGAUUGGAGCCAAUCAGAAAUGGCAAAGUAUUUUGAAUGAUCUAAUAACAAUUAUUGUAUGCUUUUGUGAACAGGUUGCCUCUUCCAGAUAAACCACUCUUAUUUCCUUCUUCAAGUGCACAUCAGAAAACAUAACAAUUAAUUAAAUGCUCUUAAUUCUAUGUUAAAAAUUCUACAGGUGCAUCCUCCUAAAAAACCAUCAGUUCCCAAACCAUCGGCAACCAUUACUGUACGUAAGGCCAGGCUCAAACCAUCACUGGAUCAAAACCAGCUAGCUGGAAAGAGGUGCAUGAAUAUUUGGAAGUUAAAACAUUAAAAAUGUCCUUACUCAGAGUAUUCAAAUUUUUAGGGUUCAAGUAUUAUUUUCAUGCUUUUCUCUCAAACUUCAUCAGGGAUUAACUGACAGUUUAGACCAUGUGACAUAAAUAAAUUUAAUUCUAAGUUAUAAUUAUGCUAAGUCCCACGUGUUACAUUGAGUCCUUGAAAACUCAACAAAACUUUGUCACGUUUUAGACAAGUUGACCUCAUUUAUCUUUAUCAUGGUUUGUUGCCAGUCAGGACAGGCAGCCUGCAAAAACAGCUGUCUUCCCUUGCUCCUCGCCGCCAGGGACAAUUCACAAGGAGGGACAUCUCCGUCUCUGCAACAGAAACUCCAUACUUAUCACAUAAAUCAAUGUUUACCAUAAUUUUAUCUGGUAAAUUAAUUCAAUUUUAUGGUUCUCCUGGUUGAUUAUGGUAAAGUUCUGUAUUCUUCUGUGAACAAGCUCAAGCAAAACUCAAAUGCUCCUUUAAAAGAAGAAUAUAUAAACUUUUUUGUAGUAGGUUCAUCUCUUUUACAUUUGACCUUUGUGGCCUUUUGUCUUUUGUUUGUCUCUUUAAAACAAUAACCGAAACUGUAUAACUGCUAUGUCAACUAAUUAGAGCUCCUGACCAAAUUGCGGAAAGAUUUUCUGUCAUCACUUUACAUGUAAAAUUUCUGUCGCUGAUGCACAGACAUCCCUCCUGCUAAAAUGUCCCUAGUGGCGAGGAGCGAGGAGAGAUGGUCGUUUUCUCAGGCUACAGGUCAGGAAAUAGUCAGGAAAAAAUUCUUAUUUAAUAAAAACUGAAGGCUUGAAGAAACUUUUAGGUUGUUGAUGAAAAAGGUGAUCUGUCCUCUUAGAACUAGAUAAUUAAAAUGUUAUAAAAAGGGCUGUUAAGGGCAGCUGAUGGUUGGUACUAUCUUAUAUUGUGUUAGAUCAAUGAAAAGUCAAGGAAUUUGUUAUAAAAUAGCAAAUAUAUUGUAUCUGACUGUGAUUUUUUACAAGAUAGUGUAGUAAACAUGUUAAUUUUUUUAAUUGUAUUUUUAAUAGUCUGACUGUAGCACGGCCAGCACCACCUGAUGCUCCUCUGGUAACCACUCCUCUUUAUGGUGAGAAAUAAGCUGUUUAUUUACAUAAAAAAACCUGUUCAAAAUAAUUUUGAUUUGAAAUAUUUUAAAAAGAAAACUUAGUUACCAGAACUUAAUUGUAGCUUUUCAUUAGUGAAUAAUAGCUUAUACCUUAAGUUAUUACAAUUCAUUUGGAAGGAGUAUAUUCAAGCAGUUAGAGCGCUGGACAAAUUUGUAAUCUUAAGGCACUGUGUACAAGUCCUGCCCUGACCAGGUGCCCGCUGGAUUUGUUCUCAGUAGUCCCAAGUUCAAAUCCUUGGCCGCACUUGUAAAUUAAUAGCAAUUGGUUUACCUCCUAACAUUUGGUAUAUAGUGGUGCAAAUGUAUGUUGCAUUUGAAUUAUUGGUUCAUCAUCCUUGAAAAGCCCCAUAAGGGGUGAGGAUACAUCAAUAACAGGUGACCGUAACCCUUUCCAUAACUUUGAAUGUAAAUUCAACUUGGGCUUCAAUGUCGUUCUUUCUAAGACCAUUCAAAAACGUAAUUUGCCUUAUUGUAACUCAAUCCAGGGAAUAUAUUGCAUCUAUCUCAUGACUAAAGGCUUGGUUACCAAUGGUGGUACUUACCUUUAAAAAUGGCAACAACUGUUUACGAAAGGAAAAUAGGCAUAGCCAACAGAAGUAAAGUCAUCUGCGAAGUGAGACGCAAUCACUGACAUUUUUUUUAUGUCGAUUUUUUGCUCUAAUUAAAAGUUAAUGGUACAAUUUGCUUCAGUGUUCUCUGUAUUUAAAAUACUCUGCCAUUGAAAAAAGGUGCAUAGUGCUAUCCAUCAGUGGAUAACACAAUUGGUUCGUUAUCCACUGGAUGUAUAUGGUGAUUCAUCCAGUGGAUAGUUGAAAAAUUAUAAUCGGAGGCUGAUUUAUAUAUAGAUGUAUAAUUAUGUUGUGGUUGAAUUUUAUCCUUGGGUAAAAUUUUAUUUCCCUUUGUUUUGGGGCAUUGUAUUGUGUAUGAUAAUGAGUUUAAAACGAAGAGAAAUAAAAUUUGAACCAAGGAUUACAUUGAACCACAACGUAUAUAGCCAACUUGUGUUUAACCAGUGCAUCACUUUGCACAUUCUUUCCACUUGCGUUACAAACCAAAAUCCUUGGCUACGUGAGGGGCUUCAUCACUCGCUUCUCAAAGAACAAGACACCAAGGGAGCAUAUAUAAGAGUUUCUUGAAACUUUUCUAUGUUUGUCUGGGAUGGGGGAAUAGUUCAAUAGUGGUACAUAUUGUUAUUGGUAGUUUGAGAUGUGUAGAAGAUAUGGAGUUCUAUUGGACAAAUGAUUUGGUCUACUAUGGUUAUUAUUGUUAUAAUAAAUUGUUCACUUCUGCUGUUGACUGAUCGGAAGCACAUUUUUUGAGACGUCAGUUGUAGGUCCAUUGUUCAUGAUUCCUUUGUACAUGUAGGUUCCACUGGUCCUGUGUUUGAUGAAGACGGACAAGUGUUGACUCACACAAUAUUAGGCUCAUGGGAAGAUUUUCAACAAGAGGCGAUAAAACGAGGGGAUAUAGAGGUAUUUUGUGUAUAAUCCCGAGUAAAGUGGUGUCAGUUGACUCAGUCCAUACAUCUGACACUUAUUUUCCUUUGAUAGGCCAUCUUUGUGAUAACAUCACUUCACCUCAACUACCAGAAUUCUCUUUGUUUUUUCCUUGCAAAAAAGUGCUGGUGAGAAUUAUGUUGCACAGAAAAGAAAAAUACUGAAACCUUCUUGUGCAUGUAGUAAUGUAAUGUUGUUAUGUACUCAAAUGACAUCUGAAUGUUUCUUUCUCAUUUUCUCAAAAAAAUGUCACUAUUCUAUUUUGAAAGCUGUGACUUUUCUGAAGCAUUCUUAAAUUAAAUUCUGGUUUACCAAAAAUAUAUAAUUAGUUUAUUUUGAUAAAGCCUAAUUAGGUUUAACUGUUGUGAUCUACCUUUCUCUGAUGUAAUGCCUAGAACACAUGCAGUUACUUUAGCUACAUAUGUAACAUAAAAUAACAUCAUGUUAAAACUGCCCAAGGUAACUAGGUGAUCUCUCUGCUCAUAGCAUAUUCAACAAGUUUAUUUUAAAUCAGGCUGUGGAAUUACAGACCUAUUAUUAUUUUUUUUAUUUCCCUAUUUUAUUUCCAGAAUCUACCACCCUUCUCUGGUUACAAGGUAAGGUUUGUGCAUCCUCAAAAAAGAUUUGUGAAUCACUUCAGGACUGUCUAAAUUCAUUACACAUAAUAUGCUUGUACAAUCUGUUUAUUAUUAUUCAUUGUACAUAUAUAAUUAUAUAGGCAGUAAAAUAAUUGUCUUUUUUUCAUUAACUGUAUGUAGUUUGGUGCUGGCAAAGUUAGACCAACUACCAAGGGGCCAAAAAAGGAAAAGAGCUUUUCAAGUCAUGUUUGGCAAACAAGGGUGAGACCAAGGGAUUAACCUAAUAUGUACUUAAGUUACUUAAUUUUGAAUUCAAUCAGCAUCAGGAUAUUUACAUUUUAAACUUUUAUAGAAUAUAUAACAUUCAUUUGAUUUACAUGUAUUGUACAUGCCUAUAAUUACACAGCAGUAGCCUACAUUUUCUACAGUAUUUCAGUGUGACUUGUGCAUGUCCGUUUUUCUUUGAAUUACUUAAGGCGUAUAUUAGUUGUGAGCCCUGUGCUUGUUUUUUACAAGGCCUUAAAAUAAGAUACAUACCGGUAUAUACUUUAGUGGCAGGAUGGAUAUCCCUAGAUCUUGACGCAUUAAUAGUUAUCCUACCAAAAUGGUUUUAAAAGCCUUAUAUUAGUACAAAUGUCACAGGACAUUGAAUUAACGAGUUACAGGAGUAUACUUGCAUAAUUGUCGUUAUUAUAUGCAGAUCAAUGAAAGCAAUGCUCUGUCAAACUGGCAACGACAGAUGCUGCAGAGAAAAAGGCAACAGCAGCACUUAUCCAGUAAGUCAGGAAACCUGCAUAUAUUUUACUAAGAAUUAGGCUUCUGUUAGUGUUUUUUUUUUUGCAAGCCACCACUUUGAUGGUUGACUGCAAACUGACAAGUCCUCGUUGCAUACCUCACAGAGGAGAUCUUACAAUUAUUUUAAAAGAUUGAAUUUGUUAGUCUAUGAAGCAAAAUUUGCAAGAGAAUAAAAAAGUACUACAGGUCCUUGGGAGCAGUUUCUUCUCAGGCUGACACCCUUGUUGUGUGCAUCUCUUGCAUGUCUCUCAGAUCAUGCAUUUUUUCUCUUUUUAAACAGUCGUUAAAAUCUAAGUUAUUGCAAGAACUAUAUGAGACCUAAUUUUCUCGGCUUUGAACAUUUAUAUAUAUUGUAGAUUUCCACUAAAACUAAUUCAUAUUUAUUCCGUGGUAGGUUUUCUCUCUUUUUGUUGUUAUUAUUCUUAUCACAAUAGUUAGUAUUAGCCUGUUAAUUUUUGUUCUUUUUUCUGUACCAGAAAGUUUCUGUCUGUACUUAAUAGCUUAUUAUAUUGUCUUUGUAAUGCCCCUUUGGGAAAUGUAAUAAAUUUGUAUGUAUGUAUCAAGAAACAAAAAGAGAAUUUGAAUAAACAUGAAAGACUACCUACAGUCUACCUGUCCCUGUUUCUUUCUUAAUAUGUAAACUAAUUCAUGACUCAUGUGUCAGGGGUUUGUUUUAUUUUUAAUCCCUUUUAAAAUUCCUGUAGAUAUGUUGAACACAUCAACAGACAUGUUGGUAAUGAAUCAGAGUGAGGACUACAGACAAAUUCAAGAAAACAGGUAUCAGAUAGAUCAGAUAGUCUGUCAUAACUGCAGAAAUUUUGUAAUUUAAAAAAAUUACUCUCUGUACAUCUUAGGAAUCUCUUGUUUCUUAUUUUUCUUCAAUUUGGAAGGUGUGAUUAGAGAAACUUAGCCCUCCGUUAGCAUGUUAGCAGAUAGCAAUAUAACAGCAGGGAAGAUUGGGUUCAUGAUUUGAUGGUCUUGAGAGAAAUGAAGAGAGCUUGCUUGGAGCUAAUGGACAACAUGUUUAAGCAAAUUAAAGUAUGAAUAGCUUGAACAAGAUAUCUUACUGAAAUUUUUUUUUUCAUUUAUGUUUAAUAGUUUGUGCGUGGUUGGCAGUGAGAUAAACUUCACUUCAUAUUAUAGGCCCAACAUUUCUUUACAGCAUUAAUACUUACAGUUGUUGUAGUGAAAACUGAAGUCAUUAUUGAGUGGUAACUUGUAAGAGUUGUUUUUAUGGUAGGGAUGCGAUUGACAGGUCAAUUCCAUCAAUGGACUAUGGAAAAGGAUGUAAGCAUUAAUUUUUCACGACAUGUUAUCUACUUCAGUGCCUGUUUUCAUAAUAGAAGGUUUGGUACUAAUUCACAUAGGCAGUUAGAACUUUCCAUUAUCCUCGAAUUUUGUCACCUGGUGAUCUCAUAUUUGACACUCAAGCAGAAAAAUAUGGGGCUGAGCUACAUAGUCCAGGCUGGUAACUUAGGCAAACUGCUGUUACAAGAGUUGCAACUGAGCAACUGAGCAACUAUUACAUGUAUAACGUUUAUCACUUGUUGUAGUACAAGCCUAUAAACAAGCAGGGUGCCCUGCUGCUGCUGUGUCCUCAGUUAUCAUUUAUUUUUGCCUUGAGAGAUCUGUUCACGACAGCCUUUGGCACAUGCAGAGCUUUGCUAGAAAGUUGAAUAGUGGCUUUAGGGUAAACAAUUCCCCUUAAAUAAUGGAGAUGUUCUUAUGUUAAUAAUGUAGAUCGUGUUGGUAGUGAAUUCUGGAAGCAGGUGGAGCAGAUAGGAGAUGAUGAGACAGGAAUCACGUAAGUGAGGUUGAACUGCAAGGGGUGGGACUGAGCACAUGUGGAAGUGGAUAGCGGGGAAAAUAGCUUUUCAAAUUUUUAUAAAAAGUUGGUGAAGUAGGCUUGCAAUGAGAGCAUUAUUUGAAUAUCAUAAUGAAUCCAGCAUAGUUAGUCAUCAUCAAUCUGCACCUGAAUUCAUGCCGAGCUAACAACAACAGGCAUGUAAUCUGAGAUAUUGCAUGUCAGCAGCACAUUUUCUUGUUAGCUGUGUUUCAACUUUUUUUCUUAAUAAAUAAUGUACGCUGUGUUGUAGGGGUUGUAAGUGAAGGUUACAUUGAUUCAAACAUAUGUAGCAGGGUUUGAUAAAAAGUGGCUUUGUUGUUGUUUAUUUAUAUGUAGCAUGACACUUACCCAGACUGAGCGUGGUUAUCCUCCAGCCAUUGAGCACAUUGCCAAACCUAUUUACAUUAAGAAUGAAAUGGGUAUGUACCAGUUUUCUUUACUUGUCUUUGCUUGUCAUUUAAAACUUGUUACACUGAUGCUUGUUGACCAUGUAAGUACGUUGUAAAUCUUACACUAGUUACGAUUCAAUAAAAUACUUUUGAUCAGUUUGUACACUCUUCCCUUUUAUAGUUCCUUCAGUUGGCGCCUUUAUACCAAAUACUUUUAGCAAACGCUAACCUUGCCACUCUAACACGUUUUAUUCCUCCGUGUUUUUACUAUAUUAUUAUUAUUUUGAAUUUAAAGAAAGUGAAGAAAAGAAAAAUGUUCUUGAUUCGCUGGAGAGUUUUAAGCAAACGUUCCCCAGUUUAUUGUGAUUUAUGGAGAUCAAGUACUCAGACCGCGUCAUACUAUGGACAUCAUUGAUCUUGAUCGAGAUAUUAACAAGAGUAAGCUUUAUCACUAAAUUUUGUUGGCGGAUUUUUAAAUAGUUACAAGUUUGAUUAGUUUGAUUUGAUUACAGGUAUUGAGUGGUCUAGUACACACAGGUCAGCAUCUGUUCAUUAUCCCUGGCAGAAAUCAUCUUAUUUGCAGGAAAGAACAAAACAGCUGCAAAAUGUUUUACGUGAGCUCGAUCCACAACAGCCGGUAAGUUAAAUGCUCAAAAUGGAAAGAACGUACAUGUAUUACAAAAUGUUAAUAGCAGUUAAGACACUUUCAUUCAGUUGGUAAGGAGGCGCUCACCUAGUGUGUACUGUCCCGAAAAACCCAGCCGCCUGAAGACGUAAGGGCACCUGGAAAGGUUUCAGAUAAAGGGCUAUAGAGCUUCUUUUUUCGCUCUUCUCAGUGUGUCUUGCGCACAUCAAAAAUUCGUCCCUAAGGUGGUGCUCUCUAUCCUCUUGCCAACCCAGUGUAGUAGACAUUUGAUCAGAUACCAAAUACCUGGUAGGUAGCUUAAGGUAAUCACCUGUCACAUCAUUUGUACUGUAUCUUUAAGGUCUGCUAAUAUAUAUAUUGGUAAGCAGCAAAAAGAAUGGACGUUCUAAGAAAACAACUGGCUUGAAAUUCGUAAGUUGUCACAGUCCUGGACAAAGGUCGAUGGGACGGCCAUGCAGUAUUCGUAAUUACCUGUAUUUUCUAGGGUGCCCUCGUAAAGCAUGUGUAGUUUAAAAAGAGCGCCAAAAAUGCAAAUUUAUCCCAAGUCUUUUCUUUUUAAGCCCAUUACUUACGGUUUGCUUUUGUUAUAACUAUGAAUGUCCGUCAAAUGGCAAUAAAUUGUUCUUGUUACCUUGUUACAUACUAGUAUAUCGAUGAGCUGGAGGUAAUUGGCACAAACCAACCUCGUCGUUCAUCCAAGUUUGACAUGAUGUCUGUUGUACAAGAAGAAGAGGAACCUGAUGUGUUCAACGAGUCCAUGAAUGAAAGGUCAGCAUCGUUUAUCUCUACUACUAUUUGAAUAAAUAACCAUAGUAGGAACUUAGAGUACGUCUCUCUGGAAAUAUCCAAUCAAAAAAAACGGAUUUUUGGUUUCUUUACUAAAUCGGAGAAUGGAUUAUCAAUCUCAAGAAUCCAUCCCAAGUGAAUUCGUUUUUUUCUUUUUAUGACCUGAGCGUUUGUUUGCCGGAUCUGAACAAACUACAUAUCGUAAGCGGUCUUCUUGCUGGUCCCCACCAUUACUGUUUUCACGUUAAAAAAUCCUUUGGAUUUUCAAUCAGAGUGAUCUGCGAUCAAGAAUCUAAUCGAACUUGUAUUUUACUGUUUUGUCAAAAAGAGGGCUUAAGAGAGCCGCUGAACUUCAAGGACGAAAAGGCAGUCGCUGAAGUUUGCGUUGAGGAGCCCUCCGGUCAGCUACUCCCAUUAAUGAAACAGCUGAUGAUAACAUAGAAUACUCUUGUAUGAUGUCCGAAUUCUGGUGAAGCUCGCAUGAAAUAUUUUUAGGUUCUUUUUUAUUUGCUUAUGUUGAUCAUGCAGCUGGUCGAUAUAAUGUCACUUUUCUCAGGCUCUGCUGAUACAAAAUAACGCUUAAUGGUAAAUGGUAUAUUCUUGUUAAAUUCCCUGUAGGGAUCCCUUAGCAGGCAUUUCUGAUGUAAUUCCUCAGCCCAUUUUUGGACCAUCAUUAUCCAUCGGUGGCCACACAGCUCAGUGGAACGGACCAAGGAGUAAAGGAACUAGUGCUGGUCAAGUUGGAGUUCCAUGUCGAGUGAUAUUUGAGGCGAAUGUAGGAGAUAGGUUCACCUCUUAUUUGAAUAUCUGCAAUGAUGGGACAACUGCCAUUUACUUUUCUUGGAAGGUAUCAACUAUGAUCAAAAUAGGACAGCUACAAGAUUGGAAAAUGGAUGAAUCAAAUGGACUCUUCCACGGUUUUUUUUUUCUCAAAUUUUCAUACAGACCAGUUAGAGAAUAUCAAUUGACACUGGUGAAAAGAGCAUUAAUAAACAUUAAUAAACUUGGCAAGUUUAAAGGUGGUACGUUAAAAAGUGAGCGAAGAUAUUGCUCGGCAAAGCGGCGACAUUUUCUGGUGGGGAGUCUGCACGAGUCUGCCCCCUCCCAACUUGGCAUCGUAACUAAUUUUAAGGCGUUUUUUUACGCAUUUCUGUUAACGAAGUUGAAUACACAGUGGAAGGGCGGGCCUAUUACAAUUGUUUUGACUCUUUAACCCUACGCCCGCGGUCAACAUGUACAUGUUAUUUCUUUGUGUUUACACUCAACAGAAAAUCCCAAAAGCCAAUGUGCUGGGUACGAAACUCGCUGGACAGACUCAAAGGUUUUACUUUGACAGUAAGAGUGGCGUGAUUCUGCCAGGAGAUACCUUAAACUUUCCAUUUGUAUUCAAAUCUCCAAGUGCCGGGAUCUUUACAGAGACUUGGGAACUGAUGACUAAGCCGACAUUGUGCGGUGGUGAUCCAAUAAGAAUUACUCUCAGAGGUGAGAUCAGUGAGGUCCAGUACUCAGGCCUGUGAAACCCCUCACUUUGACACGGUACCUAAAACCUGAAGAAGGUACUUUUUUAGGGAGGCGCCUUCCCGUUUAGCCCAUUAUAGGAGGGGUAGGUCAACCCUCUGCAGCGGAAAACGUGACUUACAAUACAGACCUUUUUUUAACGCUAUGUUCCUCGCAGAAAUAAGAAACAUUCAGGAAUGUGGGUGCUACACAGAGUCGAGUAUUUUAAACCUUCAGCGAGAUAUUUGGAUGCCUUAUAAAACCCUCUUUAUUGAGCUUCUGAAAUGAUGAAGCGUUCUUGAAGAUAUGCCAAGUAUAACUUGGCAAAAUUCCUACGUUAUAAACCGCCUAACCUCUUCUGACGGACGCCGGCUCUGUUGUGGAGAGUGUUAACUUUACAGUUCUUACCCUGAAUAAGACCACUUGGUUUGUCGCUUGGAGUGGUUCCGGUAUAACAGAAGUUUGUACUGUCUUUGUUAGGUGUAGCGAUAGAAGAUGACAUUUAUAAGGAUGCCAGACAGCAGAUCGAGCAGGAACUAGCUCACAGAGAAGCAGUAGAGGCUGCUGCGAGAAUUCUUGAUGAGAUCCUUGAUGGUGUUCGCACCCCCGAAAGAGCAAGGUCCCCUGUGGAUGCCUACAUCACGGUGAGGAGAGAAACUAAUAGAAUUCGAAAAAGAGAAACGAUUUAGUCACUAUCAUCAUCCUCGUCAUCAUCAUCAUCAUCGUCUUUGUCGUCAUCAUUAUGGUAAUCAUUUUUGUUUGGCAUUUUCUAUAGCACUACUCACACAUAGAUUCACACACGCUUAAAGCUGACCACACGACCGGCUAGGUUCUACAUCCCCAGCUUGAUAUUUGUCUCACAUCCUAACUUUUCAUCUUAAAAAGAAGCAUUGUCCAUGAUAUGCGGGUAGAUAAUAUUAGUACUUACGUGGUUUUGCAGGAUCCCACUGCCCCAUGUAACUACAUUUCUUGUUAAUUUUUAAUGUAGGUUUACGUGCGCGCUACUAAUGUUCGAACUUCAAAAUGAAUUCUGACCGCUUCAAAAGAUUUAGAUAAAUUUAGUAACAUAAAUCAAUCUGCGUUUGGUUUAUUUAAUUUCAGGAGGAAGAGAUCUUUGGAAGAGCUAACCAAGGGGUAAGUCUUAGUUGUAUUGUUAACUGCACGAGACAACCGUCCUUCGUCUAACCCGCCACACCAGAACUAUUUUAAUACUCUUGUUAACGAACGGAUUAUUUUCUUCUGGUGUUUUCAGAUGUAUUUCCAGGAUGAAAUUGUUCAAGAAUUAAAGCAACUAUACGCACAGCUUGAACAGGAGACAGAGUGGGAUUUGUCAUUACAGUCCCUUCAACAGGUAAUAGUUCACUCCAUUCUACAGCUGACCUAUUUCACUUGUAAUAGGUCAUUCAUUAAGUCUAUCGCUCUCGUGACCUGGCAUGUUUUUCCACUCACAAUGUAUUCCAACGUGCCAUUAAUAAAUCAGUCGAUAAAUUUACACGUUCGAUAUUAAUGAUGCGGUGGGGAUCAUAAGAACGUUAGCUGGGUGUGCUAUUUGUCAUUCCAAUCAUAAUAGUAUUCAACGUAUCUUUCACAUGAACCUCCCACGAGUUUACUGUAAUUUCAUGGUAGAGCAUCUGGAUGAGUAACCAGAAGGUCAUAGCUUAGACGCCUGUCGGGAGAACUCAGAUUUCUUUUCAAAACAUCAUUCGCGUUUUUGAUUUUGUAGAACAUCUUUCAUUUGAGGAAAGAGACAAGCAUGAAAUCUUGCAAUUAGUGAGCCCUUCGUUCAAUAAAUAGCUCACUCAAUUAAUUUAGACACAAAGGGUUACCUUCUAUAACUACAAGUACCACUUGUUGAAAUUAAUGUUAAUUGAGAUUGAUAAUCAGUUCAAUCCAUUAUAUACUGAUAUUGUUAGUACGAGAGCGAUUCUGCGAUAUAUCUUUUGAGAUCUCUGGUUAACUAGCAUGCGUUUUUGUUUGUUUUAGAAAAUUAUGUCAGUUGAGGAUGGUGAUGAGCGUGAAAGCCUUCUACAAACACUGAACAGCUGUAUUUCGACCCUGUCAUUCCCGCCAAUGACACCUGUUAAACACGCCAUGUAUGCUGCAGGGUGCGUCAUAACUUAAAUUAGUAGUAGAAUUCCGCAUAAAGGCGGUUUUUUUAUGUUCAUUGUUUGUUACUGUACCUUCAUCACGAGGUCAACAUUUCAAUUUGUGAUGCCUUAUAUUAUCGAUUUUAAAAUAGUGAGUAUAAAAAAAAUUAAAACAAAAAUCUCAACCUUGGCAGAUACUAGAUACUUUCAACAUUCUAGAAAGUAAAAUCUGGAAUUUUUUUUUAAUUGAAUCAUUGAAGUAGAGAGUGAAAGGGAUCUUGUUCCUGGGAUGUUUGCAUUAUAGUUAUCAAGUGCUGUGUGAGAUGGUGGACAGUAUUGUGGGCCAGGCCAACAUGAUACGAGCUAUACUUGGUCUUCCUGAGCGGGAACUUGUCGAGGAUACUUCACAAGAUGAAGGUAUUGCUUUUAGCGUGACUGAACAGUGACCCCAGGGUCAUUCAAAAUGAUAUGAUUAUAUCGCUUUAAGUAGUUCUUUGCCUGUUACGUAGACAGCUAUGAGCGUUUUGAGCCCUUGCUUGUUGCCAUAAUGUCUGCAUUUGGUAAAACGCAGACCCAACAAGUAAGCAAAUGACUAUCACAAGUGAUUAUCAUUGAUCUUAAAAAGCCGCCAGUAUUCUGAAUAUUUAUUUGAUCAUCAAACACCAUGCUCGACAUUCAACUGUCAUAUGGAAUCGUGUUUUAUUUCCUCGUGCCGUCAUUGUUUUAUCGUAAAACAAUUAUUUGGCGAAAAAAUGUUAGGUUGAGAUCAUUUUUGAGGCUCACUAGUACAAGGGUACUGCAUAAAAGGGUAAAGACUAGGUAAGAAAAAUCUGAGUUUAUUUGCCACUAGGCCUGUGGAAGGCACCAACUAGUAUCCAUGGCCUGGUGUUUCUGAGAUUCGUGUUUCACUAUUAGUUACACAGAGACUGCGCAAAGGAACCACUUCUGAAACCAAAGUAGACACUAAGAAGGGAGACAAAAAAGACAAGAAAACAGCCAAAAUGUCUGACACUGUAAGUUUCGUGUAUUUGUUACUAAAGGUAUUAUGAUAUUCAAAACCUCAACUGUUUUGAUUUGUAACAGUUUCGUUUAAUGCGCUGCAAUGGUAGUUGCAAACCUUUGUCAACUCAGAGCAAUUUCUCAGCCAACCUAUUUCAGAAUUCUUGUGCAAAGACCCGCUUCCAACCUUGUCGAACUUAAUUAUUUCAUGUGCUAAUGCUGUUGCUUUAAUUAGGAAAAAUUGAUGCUUAAAUCCGAAAGCAUCAGUUUCUGCUCAUAAGUUCUAAAUUUGCCAGACUUCGCUCGUCUAAACUUAGGCCUGGAAUGGACCCUACGUGCAAAGUACAGUCAAACCCUGUUACUGAAUACGAACACUGAGUAGGCGUAGAAAGUGUCGGUAUUAAGCGAGUUGAAUUUCGAGAAAAUGUAAGGACUUACUUUCCCCUGCAAGGACAAGGAUAACUGUUCGUAAUAACGCGGAGGUAUCAGUAUUAAGCUGGUGUCCCGUAAAGCGGGGGUUCGACUGUAUAAUGGCUAUCUGUAUUUCUUUUCACCUGCAUAAUGAAGAGUAGUAAUAAGUAUGUUAUUUUUAGGAAGAAAUCAACAACGAAAAUUGUGGUUUCACUUCAUGACUUAAUUACAAAACUAAUUUCGUUUUUUGAUAGCUGUAUAAACAACUACUUUAUGCCGCGUCUCUACUGAUUUCUCCAUUUAAUGUUGAAAGUUACUUAUCCACUAUACCGCGGUAUUUCGGGUUCCUCACUUGCCUAAAACAUGCCGGGUAACAGAAAUAAGAUUUCGUGACUUGUUGGCAAACUCUGUUGUAUUUCCCUUUCUUGAUACUUUUCUACAUUGUCAUCAAGGAGACUGGUCAGACCUGCAUUCAGAGCUCACAACCUUGUGAAGUUCAGAAUUAUUUGGAAUCGGAAGAGGGCUUGUUUGUUAGUAAUUCUUAGAGUUUACUUUUUCCAUCCUUUCUUGACGUAUCAAGAACCUGUGUUUUUGUAAUUACAUUGAAAUAUUAGUAUGUCAUAGCAUGAUAUGUAGUGAUAUUAGGCAUAAAUACCACGAGUGAUAUUUCGAAAUUGUUAUACGUAACUUCACGAGCCGUUAGGCGAGUGAAAUUUGAGACAAUUUUGAAGUAUCACGAGUGGUAUUUAAGCCAAAUAUCACGUCCAAAUCAUGUUAUUAUUUGGUUAUACUACUACCCGCAAAUGGUUUGUAAUUUUCACAUAUAGGUAUUUCAAAUUAAGGUGAAAUACCAGUGCUCUAUGCCAAUCAAAUUGCAGAAAUUUCUUAUGUAGUAGUAUAAAGCUUAGUAGUAUAACACGUUUUCUCACCAUACUCAAACUUUUGAUGGUUUACCCCUAAACUAGCCAGUAAACCCUGUGUACGUUCAGUAAUGGAAUUCCACAUUAGACCACAACUUAAAUAUGACUACAGAUUCCAGCGUUUUGGCGAUGAAGGCAGAUGUCAAAAACAUCAAAAAGCUUUGUUAAGUUUCGUUGUAAAGCGCUGCAAUGUCUCCAUGGCUCAGCUGAUAGAGAUUACGCCAAAAGGCUAACGACGGAAAAAGAGUCUAGCGUUGAUAUCUCUAAUUCUAAGCACGGAGCUUGGGCUUUUUUUAAGUGUCAAAUCGAACGCCACAUUGUCAGAACUGCUUGCUGCCAUUUAAAAAGACUCGAAAAUGGAGCGAUGAAUAUGGGUAUUUUCACACUAUACUGGAUAGGUUUUAUGUUGAGCUACGAAAAGCUCUCCGGCAUUAUAUGAACACCUAUCCGAUAUGUAACUCUCCACCUUAGAAAUCGGCGAGGCGCCGCUACAUCUGUUCAUGUGUGAACAGAACUGAGCCCUAUGCGGUAUGAUUUUCAUGGCGGUGUAAAGGCUAUCUGUUAUAGUAGUGUGAACACAGUCUAAAACAAUAACCAAGCGAAUAAGCGAUGGAGCUUACAUGACGAAAACUGAACAGCCACGUGUCACAUUUUACUAACUAGAUCUCAGACGAGAGUAAUUCUUAAACAAAUUGCAACUCAGUAAUGUUGACAACAUAUUUCUCUUGUGAUGGUGUUCAUAAUAAUAAUAAUAAUAAUAAUAAUAAUAAUAAUAAUAAUAAUAAUAAUGACUUUAAAAGCUAUCUAAACUAAUAUUCUAGAAAUUCACAUAUGCGCUAACAAUUAAAUUCUAUGGGCAUAUUUGACCAUCAAAACAAAGUUAGUUUAGCAAACGACUGAUCUCAUGUGAUCUGACUUGUUUUUUGUUAGGAUCGCCCUACGUCAACGCAACGCUCCAAGUUAUCAGCGAAAAAGUCAGGAAGAGGUAAAAUUAUAAAUUAGUCAAGAUGUUUUAUUCACUUGUUUUUCUAACCUUUGUUUACUAACCACCCCUUGUACAAAAUAAAACUACUGGCAAAGAAGUUUUUAGCGAGUUAAUUUUCAUCUUUAUCCUUUCUAGGUACCAGUACUCCUUCUUCACAGUCAAAAUCAGCCCUUAGCGAAACAGCAGCAGAGCGGACUGGGGUGAGUUAAUUUUGGACGGUCCAAUAUUAUUACGACCCCUCUAUUACGUUACACGUUUUUUCUUUAGAACAUAUAGGUGGAGUAACAAUAUCUUGUAACUAACGCGCGUUGCCGGGUAAGAUUUGUCUUUCAUUAAAACUUAACUUAAUAUGAAGAAAGAGGGAGAGAAAUGGUUUAAUCACGUGUUGUUGCGACAUUCUUCACUUGACUUGUGCCGGCAAAUUCUAUUCUCAUGUUAAACAAUUAAUUCAGUCUGCUAGAAACAUCUAGUACCACUUUUCUAACUAAUCACAGUUGAGACUAAAAAUAGGUCGUUGCUCAGUUUUCCAGCGCUUAGCCAGGAGUUAUUUUACUUCAAAUUUUUACUGGUUCUUUUGAAUGUCGGCGCCUGCUGUGAUUGGCUGACGUAAUAUUGCUGUUCCACAUGUAUUACUACGUCUUUCAGUUGAUAAUUGUUGAAUUAUCUGGUGAUUUAAUCUGAGGUAAAGUAGUAGUAGCGUCUGCCCUCUGAUUAUUUCUGCCUUUUUUGUUUUGUCAGACACCAGCCAGUGUGGAUGGCGUUACAGUGGACCCAGUUUUAGAAGCAAAGUACAAAGAAAAGUUUUUUACUCAGGUUAUUAGCUUUGCUUUUUCAUUAACAACGUGAUUUAUGUCCAGUUGUCUCUCUGAAGAAAUGGGUGACGCCGGGUAUAUUCAGAAUAUGGCAAUUAGGCCGCUAUGUUUACACGAACACAACAAUUUGGUUUUAUCAAGUGAGUCAAUUAAGUUCCGUUUCCUGCGCCAUAGAAUGAUUCAGAAGAUGUUUCGAACGGUUGGCCUUUGUCGGAGCGAAACGUCAUCUUUAUUGUGCCCGUCCGUUUAAGUUUGAAAAGCGUAACAAACUUGUUCUUAGAAGACUAUUUUACGAAAGUAUCUGAUCACGACCAUAACGUGUAUAGGCGUUUACAAACUUAAACUGAUUUAUGCGGACCAAGCCUUAGUUUACCCGUUGGAAAGAGGUUUAUCUUAUGGGAAGUACAAGAGCUAGUUGCCUUUCAAAAGAAAAGCACGCAAGCUUGUUUUAUUGCCAUUUGCACUGUAUUCUGAUAAACGUUUUACUUUUUUUAGGUCUAUGCGCUUGUGGUGGAAGCUUUUGACAGAAUGGAUAUGGUGUUUGAUGACAUAAAGGCCGCCGAAUUGAACGCCGAUCAAUAGUGUGCUAUUAUUUAUAUCAAUCCCGACCUGAGGUUGUUUUUGAAUAAAGUACGUCAGGC